UGGACUUUUAUUAUGGAAAAUAUUUUGGAGGCCAUAUUGAAAGCGUGUUUGGCCAUGCCGGAAAAUAAACAGCACUCCGCGUUCACGAUUUGAUGUAGAAGUUUUCGGUGUCUCGUGUUAAAGCCAUGGACGAACAGCUAACUGAUGGAUACAGCGAGCCAUGCGGCCAGUGCGCUGCUGUGAACUGGGGAGUAUCAGACGAGGGCCAGUUCUUCUGCAGGAGCUGCCACAAUGUGAUCGAGAAAACUAGGGAGGUGGUGGAUGUAAACACCUUUCAUAGUAAAAACAGCAGGAUCUCGCAAAUAACAAAUCCCAAAAAGAAAACACAAGAAAGCGAGCGGGAGUGGGUGGUGUGCGAGGGAUUUCAGUUCAUCCUGAAACACCAGGCCAAGGCUUUGGUCAGUCUUGGUGUCUGCAUGAAGUUUGAGACAGAGGUUUUGUGGAAUUUCUGGAAGAGAUACCUGCAGAACACGCAGCAAGCUUUCACCAAAACAUCAGUGUACACAUCAGUGUCUACAGUGUUCAUGAAUGGUUCGGACUCUAACUCUCAAAGUGAACUUUCAGAUCACACCGAUGGUAUUACGUCUAUGUCAGAACACACGUCAGCCUCAGGUUACGCGCAGUCAUCAGUAUGUUCAGGGUCUAUGGAUGCUGUUGUGGACAAGAGUAUGAGGGGAAAGAAAAUCCGUAAUCUUAUGACCAUGCCACGGACACUGGCCCUGUGCUAUCUGGCUCUGCUGUGGGUCAGAGAGGCCAUCACUCUGGCUGACUUGCUGAGGUUGGUCUCAGAGCAGCGUGUUCCUUACAUUAACAUUCACCAGGCAUUUCCAGAGGCCUUGAGACUGUUUGGAAAAGAUGUCAGCUUCUUUAACGUUCGGCAUCUUCCGUCCUACUCGCUGGUUCAUAAAGAAGCUGAGAAUCUGGCUCGUAUCUUGAAGUUACCCUCCUUCCCAAAAGUUUCCUCAGACUGCCUUCUCCACCCGGUUCCGCUCACUGUCCGCUAUCUGUUGGAGGCAAACCUCCCAAAUGACCUCCAUGACUGGGUCCACGAGGUUAUAAGACAGGCUUCUAUAGGGGACAUCAAUUUUCUGACCUUUGACCCCAGCAAGAAAAACUCUCAUCUCUUGCGCUAUGACAUUCAAGCAGUAGCUGUCAUCAUCGUCACCUUAAAGCUUCUUUUCAAGUUGGAUGAUCAUGUGGAGUGGACGUUAUCUGAGGAAACAGCCAAGAAGGAGAAAAAUAACUUUUUCCAGGUUAAAGAGUGGUUUGAUGUUGUGCAUCCUGUCUUGGAGCAAGCCAGAAAGAAGGAAGAACGGGAAGAAGCCAAACGACAAUGGGGAACCACUAAGCCUUUAAUUACAUCACUCAAACGCAAGAGCUUGGUUCUGAAAAAAAAGCGUGUUACUGAAUAUUUGGAGCAGAAAUUUCAGAAGUUUACGGAUUCUGAACCAGAACAGUCACCUUCCUUAAACUCUUAUGCCAGCUUUCACUUCAGCUGGGGAAAAGAGGAGGGUUCGAAUGGACCCAGUAUGUAUGACAAUCGUUUGGACUGUACUUGUAUGAAAGGUGGGUUCACGCACCUCUCCAACCGAAAGUACUGGCAUCCCGACCUGAAACUAUGCAUAGACAAGUUGUGUGGAGAUCAUUUCUCAGAAAUUGAGCCCAGUUUGCCCAGGAUGUAUGUGUGGGUCCUCGAUCUCUUCUCUUUCAUUCUGGGAGUGCGUCAGGCAGAAGUGCACAGAGAGGUCGUCAGCGUUGAACGUCUAUUUUUGAAGCAUGAAUGCGAGGUUCAAUGGACUUACUGCAAAAAGAGAAAAAGGACAAAAACCCAUGUCAUUAGAAAGAAAACCCGUGUUCAUAAAGAUAUUAUCACCGAUUAAUUAUAAAUAUGCAGAUUGUUCUUUUGUCAUUUGUCAUAUCAAAUUAUCAUUUUUGAGCAUUAUUUUUAUUAGUGCAAUAUUGUUUUCUGUCAUUAAACUUGGAAUAAACGAUAUCUGUUUCCCUCAA
This is a messenger RNA of Puntigrus tetrazona (Sumatra barb), 2007 nucleotides long. It is a transcript of the gene taf1b, whose product is annotated as TATA box binding protein (Tbp)-associated factor, RNA polymerase I, B. The record is from RefSeq and is a predicted model, not a curated record. Gene Ontology annotation, biological process: RNA polymerase I preinitiation complex assembly; nucleolar large rRNA transcription by RNA polymerase I. Gene Ontology annotation, molecular function: RNA polymerase I core promoter sequence-specific DNA binding. Gene Ontology annotation, cellular component: RNA polymerase I core factor complex; RNA polymerase transcription factor SL1 complex. The coding region runs from base 126 to 1880 and encodes 584 amino acids. The transcript is spliced from 15 exons. Lineage: Eukaryota; Metazoa; Chordata; Actinopteri; Cypriniformes; Cyprinidae.